Micropterus dolomieu (smallmouth bass) is the source of this 3097-nucleotide messenger RNA. RefSeq names its product transmembrane 7 superfamily member 3 (gene tm7sf3). Lineage: Eukaryota; Metazoa; Chordata; Actinopteri; Centrarchiformes; Centrarchidae. Bases 199 to 1887 code for a protein of 562 amino acids. The record is from RefSeq and is a predicted model, not a curated record. The transcript has 12 exons.
UCUCGGAGCGGAAGAAUCUUUCAGUCGUCGGAGCGGCAGAGGCUGAAGGCUGUCCUCAAUCUCAGUUUGUUCAAGCAUGUCACUUUUGCGUUUGCAGGGACCUUCACCACCCAAACACAGAAGACUGCGAGGUUACCAAUGAUUUUGCUGACCGGCAGAUAGAAGCGGUUGGUUGUCAUAUAAGCGAAGCAGAGGAAAAUGUGUCGUCGGAGUUGCUGCCCGCUGCUGCUGCUGCUGCUGCUGGUUCCCCUCGUUCAAGCUCAAGUGGAAAACCGGGUGAUUUUCCUGCCAGGAACUUUCCAGAACGUGAGCAUGUCCCAGAAUGAGACGGUGCAGGCCGUGGUGUCGAGGAUUCCCCCAGAGGUCGCUUUCGUCACUCUGCAGUUGCAUACGCAGCACCGCAACGCCACGCUCUCCUACACCAGGAUCCCAGACCCGGGUCUCUCUCUGACAGCAGUGGACUCGGGGCUCCUGUCUGCUCUCGAACCGGGCCAAACAUCCCUUUCCUUGUUCCUGUCUUCUCCUGAUGUUGACACUGUGGCGGGCACUGGGGUCAUCCUCUCAUUCUCCAGCACCGAUCCAGUCCCUGGAGCUUGUAACAUGGAGUUUAACCUGGACAUUGACCCAAACGUCUAUAUCCACUACAACCUCUAUGAGACCACGAUCCGUUUUGCACCAGCAAACUUAGGAUAUGACAGGGGAGAAACUCCUCCAGCCUGCGACACAUCGACAGAAACCAACACUCGCUGGCGGCUGCAGUACGACAUCUACCAGUACUUCCUGCCUGAGAAUGACCUAUCAGAGCGCAGCCUGUUCAGUGGCAUUCAGGCCGUGGCCGACACCAAGGGCAUGAUGGAGAACGGCAAACAAGUCAUGACGCUGUUAUCUUCAGAUAAGAGCGAGGCGAUGUUUAACUCCAUCCCCGGUCAGGGCGUCAUCUACUCAGUCAUCGUCAGAGACCCGCUAUUGAACACCUCGGCCUCCUACGUACCCGUCCACACAUACGCCUGCAGCUUUGCUUCCACUUUGGACGGCUGCGAUACUCUCGGAAGGAUAUCUACAAAGGUUUUCUUCACCAUCGCUGGCCUGGCAGGCCUGUUUGUCUGCUUCUUUGGGCAUCGAUUCUUCAAAUGUGAGUUGUUUUGCAUGGGAUUUAGCUUCGCAGCGUUUUUCUUCUUUGUGCUGAUCACAAGGACUACAGAUCUGGACUAUGACAUCUGUUUGGCCGUGUCGGUGGUGAUCGGCGUUGUGGGCGGGGUCCUCCUGGUGAUGAGCUGGUGGCGUUUCGGUUCUGUCAUGGCCUGCAUCGUCGUGGUUGGUCUGAUGCUUGGAUUCCUUGUCGCCUCCACUGUUCUCUUCACUCCUCUCGGUGACCUCAGUGUAUUCAGGCGUUCAGAUGUGGUUUUCUGGGUGACCUUCUGCUGCAUCAUGCUCAUCGUUCCGCUCUUCUUCAUGCGUUGGCCCAGAGAGGGAAACAUCAUCACGUGCGGUGUUGUCGGUGCGUACGCUGUAGUUCUGGCUGUCAACGCCUACAUUUACACCAGCCUCUCCUACAUCACGCUGAACAUCCUCAAACGCUUCCUCAACAACAACUUCAGUGCAGUGUUCACUGACGUGCCCUUCCAAACCAUCGACUACAUCAUGAUCACGGUGUGGGUGGUGCUCGGCGCCGGCGGCAUCGUCCUGCAGCUGUACCGUGAGCGCUCCCGGCCGUUCUUCCCGCCCAGCCCGUAUCUCAUGUGGCUGCAGGAACGCGAGCGCCGCAAGACCAACGUCCUCGACCCGAGCCACCACUUCCCCCCGCUGCCCGACCGCCUCCUGGCCUGGGUGCAGCAGCUCACCAGGCGGACAGAACCAGCCGGAGAACACACUCCUCUGCUCCUGUAAACUUCAGACACCCUGACCACCUCCGUCUGAAAGCAGAUUAUCUGAACCAGGGAGGGAAAAUGCAUUUUUCACCUGUGGAGACUCAGACUGCCAAGUUUCAAGGAAGCCGGGGCGAUAUUAGUGAUCAAGAGAAGUAGUGUUCCUCAUAACUGGUGCUGGAACUUCAGUCCAGAUGACCGGAUUGGAAGACGGUCUCAGUAGAAAUGCAGGAUAAGUGAUACCAAGAGGGAUUCUAUCACUGACACUCUUCAGGUGGAUUUUCAGUUUAAAAAUCUCAACAAAACGAGAAAGAAAAAAAGUUUUUUGUACAAAGACUGACGGCACUUUUGUUCAACACUGAAAAGACAUUUUAACAGUCUGAAACUAGUCAAGAAAAACUAAAGAACUGCCUUUGAAUGUCUUUUAUAAUAACUAAAAUGUAGCUGAUAUUUUAUGGUGUCUGUUGCUUCUUCUCUUUUUACAUUUUGCACUAAAGUCACAAUCUAAAUGUCUGGUAUCUACUUCUUCACUCAGAACGCUGUGUUUUUGUAGUUUGAUUUUAAAUUUACACACUCAGGCCAGACAUUUACUAAAAAUACCUUGUACCUUUUUUAAAGUUGAUUUCAAACUUGAAAUAGAUCGAAAAUGUAAACGAUAAAGUUUGUGUGGUGAUGUCAUGGUUCAGUCUGAACUCUAAAUGUGCCACUUCUCCCUGGAGGUUUUAGGUUCAGUCAUUAUGGUCAGUAAACUGGCAUAAACGACACGUGACACUGAACAAAAACUGACCGUAAGUAAAGAUACACAAUAUUGCACAGUUUUUAUGUUUUUAGCCUUUACAGAAAAUAAGAAAAAAACAUGCAGCUCUCCCUCUCUGCAUUCACUGUCACAACAGACGUUUUAACCUCUAGCUUACUUGUGUGUGUCGUUAAUUGGACUAAACUCGUCAGUCCCAGUCUUUUUGUAAUUUGCACACUGAAUUUUAUUAUAUUUGAUUUUUCGGGCUGUAACAGUGCUGAUUAAUGAGCUGUCAAUCUGUGAAUAUGUUUAAAUGUGCCAUGACUUUUCUCAGGGUUUCACGCUCUACUAUCCGUCCGUAUUUUAUUUAGCCACUGAGCUGAACCUUCUGGCCUUGUGACUUUUUAAAUAAAAUGCAAAACCAUAUGCAGAAAUGUCUAUGAAAGAGGUCAAUUGUAAUUUAACAUUUUUUGAUAUUAAAUGAAUGCCUAUAAAA